AGCAUGAUAUGCUGAUGAUGAUUUGUUUUCUGUUGGUCGUGACAGUGAAAUUGCACCUUCUGUUUUAUUAAUUUAGUCUGAGUUCAUAGAUAUGUCUUGUUCCAAGCUUGGGUUUGCGUCAGCUUUGUCAUUUCAACGUUUUUAUAUGUUCUACUGGCUUCUCAAAUAUGAUCAGUUAGACAAGCAUGACUGGUGCUGGUCUUCUUCAUCCAUGAUAUGAGCCCAUUUUUGUUGCUACAGCUUGGUCCACUGUUUCCAUAACUUGUUGUUCUAAAACAUGUUCAAUACAUGAGGACAGUGGACACAAGUCUGGACUUUGCGGACUAUUUAGUAUAUCAAUGCUUUGACCAUAUUCUGGAUACAGGUAUUACAUCUUCCUCAUGUGUUGCUGGCCCCAACACAACGGUCUGUACGAAGUAGUUAUUGGUUGAUGCAGCAUGUUCUCCACUUUUACAUAUUAAUAGAAUUUCUUCCAGUCAUUCACAUUAACAUAAAACCAGAUACAUGGUGAAAAAUGAAAUUAGAUCCCGAUUAAAGUUCACAUGAAGAAUUGAAACAUUGGAAUAUGGAGCAGCGUGUCAGCUAUUGCAUUCUGUAGCUAAUCCAUGUUUCCAAAACUCCCAAGUAACAAUAUGCUUCCACAAGGUAAAUGUUUGAGUUGAAAGCAACUUUCCUCUCAAAUUUCUGAAUCAAUGAAAGAUACCCCAGGCAUACAGGAAAACAUUUCCUUCUUCUGUAUUUUUUUAUCAGUAUACUACACUGCUGGCUCAAAAUGACAAGAAUUAUGGCCUGCAAGAUGACAUUAAGUGAAUGGUGUAAGAGUAAGAUUUGGAAUAGUUCAGACUUUCAGAGUCCAGAUUAGAAACAUGCUUGGAUCUAGGACGGUGACUAUUGCAGCUGCAUUAAAGUAGCAAGUACCACCAUGUUGCUUGAAUUUCUCCAGUAGUUGUUGAUGGAAUAUGAUGCAUGGUCUCUGACAGUAUUGCGAAGAUAGCAAGAUUUGUUCGGCUUAAUCAGCAUGUCUCCACCAUUGGGACCACAUGCCUAGUUAAGAACUUGCUGUAAGAUAUCGUUUACUGCUUGCUCAUCAGCUAUGCACCAUUGCUUCUUCCAAUUUCAGUCAUCUGGUUGCAUGGAAAGGUAUUUUUCUUAGAGGCAUAGAUUCAUGUUUCAGUUAUUCUAUCCUUCUCUUUCUAUAUUCAUAUGCGCUUUGCAUCUACUUAAGAAAAAUAUUGGUAAUUUAUUUGCGAUGCGUCAACAUGGUGUUAGUGUUUCUACUUGUGCAUUGGAUCUCAAUGCAUGGCAGAGUAAUUUCACUGUUUUUUUUUAAACAUAAUUUCACUGUUUUUUACUGGCAUGGUUAGAAUUCUGCAUGCCUUCUUAAAUGGUUAUGGUACAUCAGUUUAUGUUGUUCCCUAUUUGCAGACGUUUUCUCUUUCCUCAUCUGAUACCAAUUUCGAGAAACAUGUUUCAUGCUUAUGGAUUUUGUUUUAGCAUCCAUCAGCAUCUUUUUAUGUCAAUUUCAAAAUUUGGAAAAAAAACUAGGUAAUCAUAGAGUACAUGGGAAGAAAAGCACAUGAGCCUUCUGGAUACAGGAGAGCAGCUAUCCUCUUUUGUUGUGCCGAUGCUGCAAGGAAGUGGAGGAUCAAAUAAAGGAACAGUGUCAUCCUUGUUGCAGCCUGCUUCUUUAGAUCCCAUCUCUUCACACCACCUGCGUUUGGUGGUAAGGAAAUAUGCAUUCUACUUUCUUUCAACUACUAGGUGCCAGCACUCAAGCUCUUAUAUGAUAUUUUAUUUGGAACUGAUUAACUCUACAAGGUGAUAGUUCAAGCUGUGUGAUGUUUAUGUAAUAGCCGAGGUUAAAGGCAGCCCCUUCUCUUGCCUAAAAGUUAAAGGCCACAUGUCUGUUACUUGAUGCACAAAUAUGAGAAUCUCUCUUCACUUUGAAUGAACAAUGCAACGCAAAACUACACUAAAAAAGGUAACUACAUUAUAUCUUGACUUGCACUAAUGAUGUAAAUUCAAUUGAAGUUAAGUUCAUUUUUAGUUUCUGGAAUGAUGCUAAUAAUAAAAGGUUAAAUAGCUCAAUCUUUUGUCUGAAUAAUGCAUGUGCUGAUGCUGCACAUAGGCAAUAUGGGAUAUACAUACACAUAUAGACACAUAGCGUGCGUAAGAUCAUAGCAUUUACAGGAAGCCAACAGAAAAUUUUGAGAUCCUGGUAUAUUAUUAUAUGAAAUAAAUUAAAUAAUUCAGGGUCUGCUUUGGAGCUGAUGUUAUUCGUUUCUCAUGAUUUUUGUAUUCUGAAUCUCUUAUAGUAGUUGAACCUAAUUUAUCUAGUUUACUGGUUGUCUUUCCUGGUCAGCAAAGUUAAAGGUUGUUCCUUUCUUUACGAUGCCUCCGUUGCCCUUGACAAGGCAGGAAUCUGAUUUCUUUCCUUGUGUUGUCUUUCCACACCACCUUCAGUAUUGGAAUAUGUGACAUCUGACUUCAUAAAGCAUAUUGUUCCUUAGCAGUAUACAUCUGAAUUCUUCUUGCAUGAUACAAGCAGCCUUUGUCUUUCCUUCUCUCUUUCAUCUACCCUCCACCAUCCCCUCCUAAGCAUGGGUGAUAGGAUGAUCAUGAUAACGUCACCAUCAAAGAGGGAUGAUGCCAGAGAUAUUGGAGACAUUGAUUUUCAGUCCUACAAGGACGUGGAGAACAUCGUGUUCUACCAGGUUCCAGCAAAUUUGGAUUCAGUCUUGUCCAUGGAAAGUGAGAGAUCACUAGGAGUUCAUGUCUGCAUGGACAACGGUGGUGUCAACUUCCUGCACAGGUUUCUUCGUCACCUUGUGGAGUACAAAGAGAACUACAUGAAUUUGAGAAACAUCCUAUUCCAUGGUAUUGAAUGGCAGAUUCAGGGGUUGCAACUUCUCUGUUCACUUUUAGGCUCUGGCUCAAGUGUAAAGCAGGUGGAAUUCCAGAAGAAUGUUUUCAGCACAAAAUCAGCACAUGCUUUUGUUCUACUCUCGGAAAUGCUUCACCAGAACAACACCAUCAAAGCAGUUGUUUUCUCUGAAUGUAGAAUUGGAUCAACUGGAGCCACGUUGCUUGCUUCAGCUUUGGCAAACAACAGAAGUGUGGAGGAGUUCCAAGUAUGGGAGGACUCCAUAGGCUCCAAGGGGGCAGAAGAAUUCUCCAAAAUGAUCGAGGUGAACUUUAUCCUGAAGAAGUUGAUCAUCCUUGACAACAGCUCCAUUACAGUAGCUCCACUUAUCUCUGCUGUGCUCGCACGCAACCGUAGAGUGGAGGUUCACAUAUGGGGACACAGUCGUGGCACAAAAGGUGGCAUGAACAGCUGUAAAAUUGUUGAAUUUCUGCCUGAGACUGGUAGCAUGAGGAUCUACAGCAACAUUAACUCGACAGGGCUGCAACGGGUUGCUUGUGCUCUGGCAUGGAAUACCACAGUGAAAACAUUGGACAUGUCAAGUGUCCCACUAAAGUCGAAAUGGACCAAAGAGCUUAGAGGAGUUCUUGAACGGAACAGGAGCCUGAAAACUGUGAAGCUUAGCAAGUGUUCCCUUGGGGACAAAGCAGUGGUGUAUAUAGCUGCAGGGCUCUUUAAGAACAGCUAUUUAGAGAACUUGACUUUGGAUGGAAAUAGAUUUGGUGGAGUAGGGCUGGAGCAUUUGCUAUGCCCUCUUAGUACCUUUUCUCCACUUCAGAGACAAGCCAAUACCACAUUGAAGGUUUUGAGUUUUGGAGGAGAGCGAGCAAAUAUAGGCAAGUAUGGCGUAUCUGCCAUCUUGCAGAUGUUGGAGACAAACCAGAGCCUAAUUCAACUGGCAAUAUGCAAUGAUGCAAGUUUGAAGCCAAAUGAUGUUGUCAAAAUCUUCACUAGUUUAGAGAGGAAUGCCACUCUUCGUAGCUUGUCUUUGAGAGGCUGCAAGGGAGUUGAUGGGGAGGCAAUCCUGCAGACCAUUAUGGGCACUUUAGAAGUCAACCCUUGGAUUGAAGAAAUUGACCUUCAUGGAACACCUUUGCAUGUUGCUGGGAAAACGGACCAAAUUUAUGAGAAGCUCUGUCAAAAUGGGAGUCUUGUUCUGCCAAAUGAUUUUCUUGAUUUGCCACUUAGUGCUCCUACUUGCUGCCGUGUUUUUCUAUGUGGUCAGGAAUCAGCAGGUAAAAGCAUGCUACAUAACUCCAUAAAUCAGUGCAUGAACCCAUUGAAGUCGUCUCGCAUAGAUGUAACAAGUACUUUGAUGAAUCCAGUUGUGCAAAUGGAGUACACCAACGAGAAUAAAACUAGUGCUUUCUUUGAUGGCAACACAAAAUUGACAAUGUGUAAUCUUGGUGGACAAGAGGAGAGUUUUCCCUUACAUGAUUUUAUGUUUCUUGUGCAUGGCGGUCCAUGCUUUUUCAUGAUUGUAUCUAGCUUGGUUCUGAAGCCUGCUAAUAGGUAUCCCAAAAGCAUAGAUCAGAUUGAACUGGAACUGAUAUAUUGGCUUAAGUUUUUGGUUUCAAAUGCUAAGAGAGUCUCACAAUUAUUUCUUCCCAGUGUAACUAUAGUUCUCACCCAUUAUGACAAGGUAGCUCAUCUACCAGAAGGGCUACAACCAAUUGCUGCACUUGUACAAAGGCUCAGAGAAGAAUUCCAUUCGUAUGCAGAAAUUUACCCCACUGUUUUUGCCGUGGAUGCAAGAUCAUUGGUUUCAGUAAGUAGACUCACCCAUCACUUGCGGAUGACAAUUAAGACAAUCCUCCAGCAAGUACCUCAAGUUUAUGAAGUAUGCAAUGAUUUGGUUAGAGUUUUGCAUGACUGGAGGUUGAAGAAUAAUAAAGCUGUAAUCAAAUGGUCUGAGUUCCGUGAGAUAUGUCAGCUCAACAUUCCAGCGCUAAGAUUGCGAUCAAGGCGUGAUAAUGUGGAGAAAGUGGACACACGAAGACGUACUGUUGCAAAAUCACUGCAUAACUUGGGUGAAAUAAUAUUUUUUGAGGACCUUGGAGUACUGAUCUUGGAUUGCGACUGGUUCUGUCGAGAUGUCCUUAACCAACUAGCUACACUGAAAUCACUCAAGACAGAAAGGAGUGGUUUUGUCCGCAAACAAGAGCUGGAGAAGAUUCUACAAGAGAAACUGUGCAACCAAAUUCAAGGGUUAAACUGGAGAGCCGGUGCAUCUUUCCAGGGCAAUGAUGUCAUAAAUUUGCUGUUGAAGCUCGAAUUGUGUUAUGAACAGGAUCCUGGAAACCCAGACACAUUACUUUUAGUGCCAUCUAUUCUUGAGGAAAGCAAAGAAGGGACUCAAAAGUGGCACUUAACCAUGCCAGACUGCAGAUAUGUUGGAAGGCGUCUUAAAUGCAAAGAUAUACACAUGUUUUUGACAAGCGAUUUCUUUCCAAGGCUUCAGGUUCGUUUGCACAACAAAAUCAUGUGCAUGGGACAGCAACAGGGUGCAGUCUACAUCUUGGAGAAGAAUCUUAUUUAUACAGUGGUCAAUGGUUUCCAUGUUAGAGUGGAGCUGGGAAGGACAUUAGACUCAUCCAUCGAUGUGCUUGCAUGCUCCAGCAAAAGUGUUACUGACAUGGUGAGGAUAUUCCACAAGUUAAUAAUCCCGACCAUACUAAACAUGUCUUCAAGUUUGGUGUUCGAGGAAAGCAUUAUCAGGCCAGACUGUGUAAAAUAUCUCAUACCACAUAGGUUUCUCCAAACGCAGCUGCUGCCUCUGAAGAGAAUAAAGCAAAUUCUUUUGUCAUUGCCUGCAGAAAGCAUGUAUGAUUAUGAGCAUACAUGGAGUGCAAUUGAAAGCAAUAAAAGGAUCAUCUUACAAUCAGGAUCAGAUCAUGCCAGAGAAUUGUUAUCAGAUGAUGACUUCCAUGAAGUCCUUCACCGUAGGUACUAUGAUCUACAGCACCUCGCAACUGAACUUUCUGUCACCCCAGACAAUCAGCAGCAAUCUGAAAUCAUCCCUGAAACAGAUGUGGUUGAUCCUUCCAUAUUAGGCAUUGCAAAAGGUGUUGAGAUGGUUCUCCAAAGAUUGAAGAGAGUGGAACAAGGAAUAAGGGACCUCAAGGAGGAAAUCGCAAGCUUGAGGUAUUACGAGUAUCACCUUGUGACUGAACUCCACAGGAAAAUGGACUACAUGAUGAAUUACAGCAUCCAGUUGGAGGAAAGGAAAGUGCCACAGAUGUUCUAUCUUGUUAGCCUAGACAACCGGUCCAAACAGCUGGUCACAAGAAUACUGCCUGGGAUGCGGUCCUUACGAGUGCACAUGCUGUGCGAGUUCCGUAGAGAGAUGCAUGUAGUAGAAGAUCAGCUCGGCUGUGACCUGAUUCAAGUGGACAACCAGACAGUGAAAUCCUUGCUACCUUACAUGAGCAAGUUCAUGAAGCUGCUGACUUUUGCUCUGAAGAUCGGCGCGCAUUUCAUUGUUGGAAUGGGAGAGAUGAUACCUGACCUGAGCAGGGAGGUGGUGCACCUGCUGGACUCCUCGGCCAUGUACGGCGCGGCUGCAUCUGCCACGUCCGUGGGGGCUCUGGGUGCAGCAGCACUGUACGGAAGGUCAAGAAAUGGUGGCAACCAAGGUGGCACAAGCGACAUGGGAGAGGAUAUGAAAACAGCCAGGCAAUGGCUUGUGGAUUUCUUGAAAGGGCAAGGUGUUUUGACGGGGAUGGACCUAGCACAGAGAUUUGGCCUGUGGCGUGUUCGAUACAGAGAUGACGGCCACAUUGCAUGGAUCUGCAGGAAGCACAUCGCAGCAAGGGAAGAGGAAAUCUUCGAGCUGCCACUCUGAGCAUUCAGAGGCCUGGCGGUCCAGAGUUCAAAGAAGCCAUGCAAGGACCUUCUGCUUCCAGGUGAUAAGUGUACAAUCUGUGAGGAUGAGGAUGAAUGAUGGUACUCCAGAACCAGGUGCUCGUACAGCAACUUUAAUUAGCCAACUUUCACCAAAUGAGAUCACUCGAUCAUACUCCGGCUUUUAUCACUCCGUAUAUUACUUCGUGUCUUGUGGAUUCAUGAAACUAUGACAUGAAGUAAAAACUGUAUCAUCAUAUACCGAUUGAUCAUACCACAUAAUAUGUUUGCCCAUUC
Molecule: messenger RNA, 7063 nt
Organism: Sorghum bicolor (sorghum)
Lineage: Eukaryota; Viridiplantae; Streptophyta; Magnoliopsida; Poales; Poaceae
Product: protein TORNADO 1
Exons: 3
Coding region: 2601-6767 (1388 amino acids)
Source: RefSeq, a predicted model, not a curated record